GGUUUCCCAGGAGACCGGGCGGAAGCGGGCGGAAGCCGCCCCGCGCGGAGAGCGGCUGCAGCAUGGCGACGCUGGGGGUGGAGUCGGAGGAGGAAGGCGGCGGCGACGAGGAAGAGGACGAGGCUUGGGCCAUGGAGCUGGCGGACGCGGAGGCGGCCGGCGGCUCGCAGGUUCAUGAUCAAGUGGUCCCAACUCGAACUUCUUCAUUCAGAAUCAUAGUCCACGUGGAUUUGGAUUGCUUUUAUGCACAGGUAGAAAUGAUCUCAAAUCCAGAAUUAAAGGACAAGCCUUUAGGGGUCCAACAGAAAUAUUUAGUGGUUACCUGCAACUAUGAAGCUAGGAAACUUGGAGUUAAGAAACUUAUGACUGUCAAGGAUGCAAAGGAAAAGUGUCCACAGCUGGUGUUAGUUAAUGGAGAAGACUUGACCCGUUACAGAGAAAUGUCAUAUAAGGUUACAGAAUUGCUGGAAGAAUUUAGUCCAGUUGUUGAGAGACUUGGAUUUGAUGAAAAUUUUGUGGAUCUGACAGAAAUAGUUGAGAAGAGAUUACAGCAGCUUCCAAGUGAUGAACUUUCUGCAGCGACUGUGUCGGGUCAUGUGUACAAUAAUCAACCUGUAAACCUGCAUGAUGUCCUGCACAUCAGACUACUUGUUGGGUCUCAAAUUGCAGCAGAGAUGCGGGAAGCCAUGUACAAUCAGUUGGGACUCACCGGCUGUGCUGGAGUGGCUUCUAAUAAACUACUGGCAAAAUUAGUCUCUGGCGUCUUUAAGCCAAAUCAACAAACUGUCUUAUUACCUGAGAGUUGUCAAGAUCUCAUGCAUAGUUUGAACCACAUAAAGGAAAUGCCUGGUGUUGGCUAUAAAACUACUAAACGUCUUGAAGCACUGGGCAUCACUAGUGUGCAUGAUCUCCAAACCUUUUCAUCUAAAAUAUUAGAAAAGGAAUUAGGAAUUUCAGUUGCUCAGCGUAUCCAGAAGCUCAGUUUUGGAGAAGAUAACUCUCCUGUGAUACCCUCAGGGCCACCUCAGUCCUUUAGUGAAGAAGAUUCAUUUAAAAAAUGUUCAUCUGAAGUUGAAGUCAGAAAAAAGAUUGAAGAACUGCUUACUAGUCUUUUGAACAGAGUAUGCCAAGAUGGAAGGAAGCCCCAUACAAUAAGAUUAAUAAUUCGUCGGUUUUCAUCUGGGAAGCUCUGUGGUCGUGAGAGUCGACAGUGCCCUAUCCCAUCUCAUGUAAUUCAGAAGUUAGGGACAGGAAGUAAUGAUGUGAUGACUCCUAUGGUUGAUAUACUUAUGAAACUUUUUCGAAAUAUGGUGAAUGUGAAGAUGCCAUUUCACCUUACCCUUCUAAGUGUGUGCUUCUGCAACCUUAAAGAACUAAGUAGCGCGAAGAAAGGGCCUAUGGAUCGUUACUUAACACCAUCAUUAGCAACCACACGCCCUGGCAAGCGCAGUUUUGGACCAGGAAUUGAGAAGCUGCUGGUGCCUCUUAUGUUGAUGCACCGCCUUCUGGCACACAAGGAUCUGAAACUCCAUGGGACAAGAGAGAACCAAGAGAUGUCAUCCAAGUCCAAAAAGAAAAAAAAUUGCCAACCCAGAAUAUUUUACCCAGUGAAGCUCUCAUUCAUAAAUGAAGGUGAAAUAAAGAUCUUUAAAGACAAGAAAAAAUUGAAAGAAUUUGUCACCAUCAGGCCAGCCUUACAAAUGAUACUUAAGGAUGUACUACACACAGAAACAGAAAAAGACAUUCAGCAUGAUGAGAGAAUGUGAAGGCACACAACCUCCUGUUAACAGAACAAGGGAGACUGAAAAUAAACAAUAGGAAUAUUCAUGGAAAAAUGGCAGGACCAGGUCAUGUCUUACCAAUAAGAACCAUGAAUGUAAAUGAACUAAAUUUACCAAUUAGAAGAUACAGACUGAUUGAAAGGCUGAAAAAACAAGAUCUACCUAUAUGCAGCCUAUAAGAAACAUACUUUACCAAUAAAGAUACACACAGACUCAAAGUGAAAGGAUGGAAAAAGAUAUUCAAUGAAAUGGUAAUCAAAACAUAGUAGAAAUAGCUAUUCUCAUAUCAGACAAAAAUGGAAUUGAAGACAAAAAUGGUUAAAAGAGACAAAGGAGGUCAUUAUAAUUAAGAGAUCAUUUAACAAGAACACAUGACUAUAGUAAAUAUACAUGCACCCAAUGCCAGGGCAUCCAGUUUAUAACACAAAUGUCAAUGGAUCUAAAGGGAGACAUAACCCAGUAUAAUAAUAAUGGGGGACUUCAACACCCCACUUUCAUCACUGGACAGAUCAAGCAGACAAAAACUCAAUAAAUAUCAGAACUAAUCUACGCUACAGAUAUAGACCCAAUACAUGCAUAUAGAAUAUUUCAUCUCACAAAUGCAGAAUACACAUUCUUUUCAUCCGUGCAUGGAAAAUCCUCUAGGAUAGAUCAUACACUAGGCCAUAAAGCAGUCUUAAUGAAUUAAAAAAAAUUGAAAUCCUAUCAUGUAAUAAAUAGAGCAGUAGGGGGCUGGCUGCAGCCCUGCACCUUCUGGGCAUGUGGCCCUUGGGCCACCCACCCCAUGCUUCCUGGCCUAGAUGCUCCUCCACAGGGCUGGUUCCUGGUACUCGGUAUGAACACAGAUUUACCUCUCUCCUUUAGACAGGGACCUCACUCUCCCAUGCAUCUUUCUCACUGAAUAAAAGCUUAAAAUGUAAAAAAAAAAAAAAAAA
Oryctolagus cuniculus (rabbit) is the source of this 2716-nucleotide messenger RNA. The record is from RefSeq and is a predicted model, not a curated record. Lineage: Eukaryota; Metazoa; Chordata; Mammalia; Lagomorpha; Leporidae.